Messenger RNA from Gigantopelta aegis, 2948 nucleotides. RefSeq names its product guanine nucleotide exchange factor for Rab-3A-like. Gene Ontology annotation, molecular function: guanyl-nucleotide exchange factor activity. The record is from RefSeq and is a predicted model, not a curated record. Gene Ontology annotation, biological process: exocytosis. The transcript has 11 exons. Gene Ontology annotation, cellular component: Golgi to plasma membrane transport vesicle. The coding region runs from base 166 to 1938 and encodes 590 amino acids. NCBI's taxonomy places the organism in Eukaryota, Metazoa, Mollusca, Gastropoda, Neomphalida, Peltospiridae.
AUUCAGCCACAGUUGAUUGUUAAUGUACCAGGCAGGAGAUUAAAUUUUGACAAGUUGUUGUUAUUGAAAUAAUCUCCUUACUAUGGUUCUCGAAGGCUGUUCUCUUUGAAACUGUGUAAUCAAGGCAUUGUUGCAAGGUUAAAGCACUAGUUAACAGUUACAGCAAUGUCUGAGAAGAAGAAAACCUCAGAGGAUGAUGUUCACCAGUGUCUAGUAAACAAGCAGUCAAUUGAAGGGUCAUCAUAUCGGCACAUUGCCAAUGUCAGUGUUGUGCACCCAUCACCAUGCCGAAGCAGCGAAGAUGAACAGACAACUGCAGAUCGAGCUGAUGCCGAUAGUCUUGACUCUGGUAUUGGCCUCAUCGACAUGGGACAGAGGCAGCCUGGAGUUGGACUUGAUUCAGUCAGUUCUGUGUCUUUGUAUAACUCACAAGAGAGGCAGCAUCCUGCAGGGAAAACUCCCGGUCAGGAGGAAUCUCAGCCUCGAUCUUGUUCCAUGAACAAGACCAACAUCCAAGUCCGGCCACUACCCGAAGGAGCACAAUCAGAAGAUCAGCAACUGUCCAAGUCCAGUCCACAGGCACAGUCCAGGUCCAGUCCACAGGCACAGUCCAGGUCCAGUCCACAGGCACAGUCCUUUCCGCAGUCCAGGUCCAGUCCACAGCCACAAACAGUGAUGUCAUCCAUUUCACAUUCCAGCGCACCAGCAAAUUUUGCUCAGAAAGAUGCCCCUCCGGCCACAGAAAGUGUUGGGAUUAAGUCAGGUCUCGAGAAGACCGUCAGUUUAGGUACAGUAGGAAUUCAGAUUGGGCUGCAGUUGACUGGUACUGUCCAGGAGCAUUCUCGUAACACUGAUAUGACAAAUGGAUGUCAGACAUCAAGUUCUUUGGAAAGUGUGACUACCUCUUCUGCUGAGGACGCCGACAUUCAGGUGGAGUUGCGAAAGUCUUGUAAUCGUCAUAGGCUGAAACAUUCCAACUCUGAGACAGACGCAAUCAUGGACGCCAGGAGGAGAAGUCAGUCGAUGGCAGAGAUUAAGGAGCAUGCCUACCAGAGACUGCAGGAGGAGCUGGACAAGGCCCAGACAGAUCUGCGACUCAAAGACGAAGAAGUUGGGAAAUUGUCGAAGGUUCGUUACCAGAUGGAACAAGAACUGGAUGAUUUGACUGCAUCACUGUUUGAGGAGGCUAAUAAAAUGGUCCAGGAUGCAAAUGUGAAGAGGAUCCAUACUGAAAAAUUGCUUCAAGAAGCAACACAACAGAUUGAGGUCCUCCAAGCCGAGGUCGAGGCACUGAAACAGCUGGUCCUGACCUCCACACCAAGCUCACCGAACAAGCACCUCCACCCACAGAUAGCAGACGGCAAAGAAAAGAAAUCGUCGAAACCUUUCUGGAAAACCCACCGACGUUCAACUAGUCACCAUGAGUUCACCAAGGAAUCAAGGCAGCAGGCAGAGGCACAGCAAGGGAAAGAACCAGUCACCUGUAAAGAGUUUGACACUGUAUGCUAUGAUGAAUUUCUGCGAUGGCGACACAAUGAAGAUUUGGAAACAUCUAACGUAUUCGUACAGAGAGUAAAAGUGGAAGAUAUUUACCCCUGUCUUAAUUUCUCAAAUAAAAAGUUGUCUGAAAGGGUCAAAGUGUGUGUGGAUAACAAUUCUCUGACAAUAGAGCCUAUUCCAGUUCAGAAUUCUUACCCACGAAAAUGCUUGCUGACAGAGACACACAAACUGUGUAACUAUCGAAUCCGACUGGACGAUGGUCAGAACUGGUACUCUAUAUCUCAGAUGUGUCGCAAUAGGAUAGCAUCUGUGUGUGAUUUUUACACAUAUAUUCGAUAUAUUCGUCAGGGACUCGUCAAAACAGAAGAUAAAGAAGCAUUUAUUGAGAUUGUUCGACUGCGUCGACAGAUGGCUUUAACUAGACUUGGAUUAGCAUAAAGUUAGCCAUAGACUGGCAUAGUUGUCAUCCACAGGUCUUUCUAGAUUUCAUAGGUCUCAUUUUAGUCACACACAUUGAAUAUUUUUAAACAGAAGUCAAAUAUAUUUUGUGUAUAUGGGUGAAGUUUGUUUUUUAAUAUGUAUAUGUGUGAGGAUGUUUACUCUUUGUUUUUCUUUCUUACUACUGUGAAGAACCACUAGAUUGUGAUGAUUGUGCAAUGGUAGAUACAUUUAGUAGCUGAUGCAAUAUUAUUGCGUUAUGUUACAUUGUUGUUUUGUGGUUCACAGUACACAACAGAACAGUGAGUGCAACGAACAUUUCACUCAGUAUUAUCAUUUGUAUAUACAGAGUAUAUUUUGUAAGAUAAAAUAAUCUUAUAUUCACAUUUAUCUUCUCUUCUUGUGUAAGUCAAAACAUACCACAAUGAAUUUGUAACAUACGUGUAACACUAUUUUCAUGACAAAUAUGUAGGCAUUGAAUUUAAAAUUACAUUUUUUAAUCUUGAAGAAUAAUUUUGUUUUUUUGUUUCUGAAUACAACUCCAGCAGUUGACAAUAUUGCCUUAUGCCCCUUUUUGCACUCUCUUGGAUCAAUAUAUUUCUUGUUAUUCUGGCUGGAUUGUUUCAUUGCUUUGUUGGAUAUUUUUACCGUUUGUUUAACAGGGGUAGACACAUGGAAAAUAUUUUAGCGACCAUUCACUGGAGUUCGUCCUUCAAAAUUUCUAUGAGUAUGUCAGUCUGUGGUGUAAUAUAGUGUCACAGUAUUGCAAUAAAAACAUAACUUCAAAUAACCAUUCAGAAAGAAAAUUGUUCAUUUAGUAAGUCCCUUAAGGAGCAUAGCACAAAAGGGGGGAAAAUGAACCCAAUGUUUAUAACUCUUCUCUUGCUAACCGGCCUCUGUGGUGUCGUGGUUAGGCCAUCGGUCAACAGGCUGGUAGGUACUGGGUUCGGAUCCCAGUCGAGGCAUGGGAUUUUGAAUCCAGAUACCGACUCCAAACCCUGAGUGAGUGC